This is a messenger RNA of Merops nubicus (carmine bee-eater), 1488 nucleotides long. Its product is annotated as tesmin-like. Gene Ontology annotation, cellular component: nucleus. NCBI's taxonomy places the organism in Eukaryota, Metazoa, Chordata, Aves, Coraciiformes, Meropidae. The record is from RefSeq and is a predicted model, not a curated record. The transcript is spliced from 9 exons. Gene Ontology annotation, biological process: regulation of DNA-templated transcription.
AUGGAGAACCAGAUAUUGCCUGAUACAAGAUCUUUAAUAGACAGUGGACUUCUCACUGAAAUAUUUAGUCAAAAUAGUCCUGUUAGUGCUGAAAACGUUGAUCUAGAAAUUGCAGUGAUUAAUGAUCCCAUUGAAGAAGGACUGCUCUCUAGUCAAGACAAUCAUUUAUGCACUGUAAAUGUGGGAGAGACUUUGUUAGAUCACUUCAAGUAUCCACUUACCAUUGAAAAUCAAAAAACAAUAGUAAAAGUUGAAGUGCAUCCAUCUGGAAACAACAGCUGUGGUGAUGAAGAUCUUGAAAAAUACAAGGAAUUAAAUCUUCCAGAAGAAGCUACACAUAGGCAUUCACCUUGUCUGCCUUCAAAUGGUGUCCACUUUCUUUCUUCUGUAGCAAUGCAGCAUGAAAAUUGCAGUGUUCCAACUUCAAGCAUUUUCUUUCCAGAAGAAACAGCCAAUCAAAAUGUCAGAAUGAUACCAGCAUUCAGCUCGUUCAUACCUCCAGUUGCAGGUGAGAAUAAAUGCAUUUGUUAUCAUCAGUUUAAAGGAAUCCAAAACAAUUCUAUGCAAUUCUAAAACUUGACCAACUGCUUAAUAGAAUCUUCCAGUGAUACCUGUGGUUUACCUCAGACUGAUGCUUCUGUCUAUGAUGAAAUAGCUGAGGUAAGAGAGGCAAUUAAUAAUGUUAUCGAGAAACACCAACACAGAGCAAUUUUUCAGAGUUCAGAUGUUGAUAAGUCUGACUGCAAGUUAUUAGCAUUGCACAGUGUAGCAGAGGAAUCCAGAUGUUCACACAGAAAUGAUUCUACUCCUGUGGUUAUCUGCCAGUUGGAAGGAGGUACUCAAAUGCUCUAUAUAAACUGUUGUGACACACAAGAACUAAAACCCGUUCAUCAAAUUCCUGAGUAUCACAAGCAACAUAAUCACCUUCAAUCAGAUGUGGACAGCCCUGUAACAGCUGUAUUGGGGCAGUUUUUGCCUGUUCCAGGUGAACUGGUUCUAAGUGAACAAGAGGCCUAUCCUGAUGGAAUCUCAGAAGCUUUCUUACCAAAAAUUGGGAAAAGGAUACUGGGAGAAAUUGAACCUCACCAUAACAAAGGAUGUAAUUGCAAACACUCAGGUUGCCUCAAUAAUUAUUGUGAGUGCUUUGAGGCUAAAAUUAUGUGUUCCUCUGUUUGCAAAUGCAUUGAUUGCACAAACUGUGAAGAAAGUCCAGGUGAAAAGAAACAGUUGAAUGUACUAAGCUACAUGGACAUUGGAAACAAUGAAGAAAAUAGCCCAGUUUUGACAUCGACAUUCAAAACAUUACCAAAAUUGAGGAAAGACAGGCAACCAGCUGUAUGUAUAUCUUGGGAAGAAGUGAAAGUAAUAUGUGCUUGUCUCCUGGUGCAAGCUGAAGAAGCAGAAAAAAGUGGUUACUCUCUCUGUCUAGCUGAGCAGAUGAUCAUGGAGGAAUUUGGAAGAUAUUUAUCCCAGAUCCUACAUGCAUAA